AUGCCGUCUCAGAAGUUUAUCAAGCUAGUCAAGUAUGACUUCUGCUUGGAAUAUCAAAUUGAUAUAUUUUUUGCCCAGACGUGGACAGAUAGCCGUCUUCGCUUCAAUAGCACCAUGAAAAUACUGACUCUGAACAGCAACAUGGUUGGCUUGAUCUGGAUCCCGGAUACAAUAUUUCGCAACUCCAAGACGGCGGAGGCUCACUGGAUCACCACUCCCAACCAGCUCCUCCGCAUAUGGAAUGACGGCAAGAUCUUGUACACCCUCAGGCUUACCAUUAAUGCUGAGUGCCAGCUGCAGCUGCACAAUUUCCCAAUGGAUGAACACUCAUGUCCUCUGAUAUUCUCUAGCU
Molecule: messenger RNA, 352 nt
Organism: Tauraco erythrolophus (red-crested turaco)
Lineage: Eukaryota; Metazoa; Chordata; Aves; Musophagiformes; Musophagidae
Source: RefSeq, a predicted model, not a curated record